AUGUUUAUUGGAGUUAACAACACAAUUUUUAUGUUAUCUUUAUAUUACUUUUCAAAAGCUUCGAAGAAAACAUUAAACAUUAAAAACAUCACGAUUGACAACGCCAGCAUAUUGUGCGAACUGAGUCGACUUUCCCGUCAAUGCGAUAAAUUGUUCAGAAACUUCAACCGCAACUUUUAUUUGAGCUUCUGCUGUGCUUGCACCAAGAUGAGGUGA
This is a messenger RNA of Clunio marinus, 216 nucleotides long. NCBI's taxonomy places the organism in Eukaryota, Metazoa, Arthropoda, Insecta, Diptera, Chironomidae. The record is from the annotation of a GenBank genome assembly.